Molecule: messenger RNA, 7510 nt
Organism: Paramecium pentaurelia
Lineage: Eukaryota; Ciliophora; Oligohymenophorea; Peniculida; Parameciidae
Source: the annotation of a GenBank genome assembly
AUGAUUUUAAAUAUUUUCUAUUAUCUUCUGUUCAUUCGAUUAGUUGUAAUAAGGAAUUCAGAUAUAUCAAAAUAAUGCGUUUGUGGGCAUGUUCAAAGUUAAAAUGAAUGUAAAAACUCUGGUAUUUGCAUUUGGGAGAAGGAUUAGUGUAUUUUGAAUUCCAUGAAAUCAUAUAAGGUAGAGGUUAAUAAUUAGAAUCCAUGCCGAAAUUAUUCAUAAAAAGAUUGUCGAGAAUAGGAGUAAUGUGGCUUUUAUUUUGGUUAAUGUAUGGAUUUCAUAGAUUGUAGUAUAUUCGAUAAAGAUAAUUGUUAAGAAUCAUCAUAUAAAUGUGUGUCAGAUGGCUCAAAGUGUAUUAUGAUGUUAGAAUGUAGUGAUUAUAAAACUGAGAAUGAGUGUGCGAAUAAAAAUUAGAAUGGUAGGUAUUGUUUUUGGAUUGUGGGGACAGAGAAAAAUGUACAAAUGUAACUAUGUGCGAAGAGUUACCAAUAUAUUUAACUAAUCAUAGCAUGUGCAAAGAGGGUCUUGAAGGGUGUACUGUAAGUUAGAAAGGUUAUGGAUGUAUCAAAUAAAUGGAAUCAUGUUCAUAAUAUUUUAAUAAUUUUUAAUGUUUUGAAAGUAAAUCUAGAAAAGAUAAUUGUUUCUGGGAUUCAACAAGAGGUAAAUGUAUUGAAAAGGAGUGUGAAAAUUUGCCAUUUACUUAGGAUUAUGAAGGUAAGACAUAUUUAAGUGAUUGUACAACUAAUGGAAUUCAUUGUGUAAAAAGAUUGUAGUGUAUUGAUGCUGAGAAUAAAUUUGGAUGUGUAACUGAUGCUUAGGGUAAAAAAUGCGAAUAUCAUUAAAAUUAAUGUAAAAUAAAGAGCUGUUACACUGCUCCAGAUUCCUAUAAGACCUAUCAGUAAUGCUAGGAUUAUGACAAUCUAUUGGAUUGUGUUACUUCAUAAAACAAAGGAUGUAAAAAUAGACCUGAAACAUGUUAUGGUUAUGAUUAUGAAAUUGAUUGUUAUUCGAUAGAAUAAUAGGAUUGUAUAUGGCAUAAUGAUAAAUGUGAAUAAAGAUAAUGUUAUCAUGCUCCGAUUGAUUAUAGUCCUAAAGAAUGUCAUUAAUAUGGGAAUUGCAUAGGAUAAUUAAAUGGAGGAUGUUAAAAGACACCUUAAUUAUGUGAAGAGAUAUUGGAAGAAGAAUUUUGCGAAUUUAAUUACAAUAAAGAAAGGUGCAUUUGGCUUGAAGGUUAGUGUGUAUUGUUAGAAUGUAAAAAGUUGAAAUUACCAUACUACAAAAAUCAUAAUAUAUGCUAAAAGGCAAGUUAAUUUUGCACUUUUAAUUCUGAUUCUUUUGGUUGUGCAGAUUAUUUGUGUGAAAAUAUUGGAGAGAAAGAGUUUUGUACAAUUGAUUCUACCAAUACUGUCUGCGUGUUGAAUUCGGUAUGUAUAGAGAAGUAAUGCAAAACUGCUCCUCCAUCUUAUGAUACUAAUUAGAAAUGUGAAGGGUGGAUGCCCAAAUGCACAGUUAAUGUGUAACUUGUAUCUGAUUCAAAAAUUUUAAUUGGUUGUGUAGAUAAAAAGAGUAGCUGUCUGCUUUCUACGCAAGAUUAAUGCUUUACAACACUUUCAGGGCUUAAUUGUAAAUGGGAUGGAGGUAGUUAAAGAUGUAUUGAUUAAGAAUUCUCAGAUGCAGAUCCUAAUUUACAUUUAAAAAAUGAUGAUUGCAAAUCAUUUAAGGUUUUUGUUGGUCCUUGCAUUAUAGGAUCUUCAGGAUUUGGAUGUAUAAAAUGGUCAGAUAAUUGUAAUGAAAUGAUAAGUCAAUAAUAAUGUUAAUUAAAUCUAUAAGAUGGAACAAAGUGUUUUUGGACAGGUGCUUAUUGUAAGAAAUAACAAUGUUUAGAUGCUCCUAAAAAUAAUUACACUAAUAAUGUUUAAUGCAAUACUUGGUUGAAUAAUUGCAUUUUUGAUCACAUCUUUGGUGGAUGCAAAGAUCGACCUAAUCACAUUGCUUGCUCAUCUUUUCCAAACAUGAGCAUAUAUAUUACUCAUUAAGAAUGUUUUGCUUGGAAUCCUAAAUGCACAGUAAUUUCUUCCUUUAUAGCUGAAGGAUGUGAACUAAAGAAGGCAAGUUGUUAUGAAUUCAUCAGGGAAAGGAAUUGUAAGAAAAAUAUAAAUGGAUAAAUUUGCUAUUGGGAUGAUAAAGAACAAAGUUGUAUGCAUGAGGAUGAAGAUGACAAUGGAAUAGCUGAUUGUCAUAAGAGACUAUAUGGUGAUUUAACUCAUUAGGAUUGUGAAAACUUCAUGCCAAAAUGCACAUUAAAUAAUAUUGUUAAAUCAUGUUCAAACCUUUCAUAUUAUUGCGAUUAUCAAUAGAAAUAACAAUGUGAAAUUACUAUAUAUUAGUAACCUUGUAAAUGGGAUUAUUUUAAUUACAAAUGUAAAGAAGUAGAUUGUAUUGACAAUAUUACUGCUUAAACUGAAGCUGAAUGUCUAAGGUUCAGAAAAAAUAAUGAAUGUCAGUUGAUAAUUAAAUCUAACGGGGCAUAUGGACCUGGUUGUGAGAAGAGACCCACCUCAUGUGGAUAGAUUACUGAUUCUGUCAUUUGUAAAUUAACUCUAACUUUGUUUAAUGAUAGAUGCUAUUAUUUUAAUUCUCUCUGUUAGAAAGUACAAUCUCACUAAUGUGAGGCAAUUACUGAAAGUAAAAGUAAUGAUUUUUGUCAAUUAUAUAAUACUGACUGUGCUCUAUAAUCAAGUGGAUAAGGAUGUUAUUCUUUUUAGGAUUGUGCAUAUCUGUCAAAUAAUGUUUGCAACAAUGCCAUCAUGAGAUAAAAUUUGAAAUGCCACUUAUAAGAUAAAUGUCGUUAUGAUGAUACUUGUUCUAAUAAAUAUCUUUCUUAUAGUAAUUGUGAUGGGAAAAAAACAUAUUUUGGAUAAUUAUGUUAAUAUGUAUAUUAAUGUAAUUCUAUCACUUGCAGUUAUUAUUGCCUUGAAUAAACAGCAUAAAUGAAUUUAACCUUUUAAUCCUUUUCAACUCUCUCAGAAAAGCGGGAAUAAUGUUAAAACUAUUCAUCCUCAUAUAAAUAUGAUACAACUUGUGAUUGCUGUGUAUUAUUAACUGAAUGUAGCUUUUAGGUAGGCUCAUAAUCUCUUUGUAAUUCAUCUAUUACUGAGUCUUAAACACAAUGUGGAUAUAAUUAAUAGACCAAUACUUGUAAGGAAAGAAGAUGUGAGCAUUUAACCUCAAAUCAAGUCAUUUCUUAAUUAACUUGCUUUAAUUGGAAAUAUAACUGUGUUUAUGAUGUUACUGGUUGUAAGACAUUCUCAGGUGAUUGUACAACUAUUGUCUUUAUUUAAUAAUGUUAUUCUAAUUCAUGCUAAUGGUAGGAGGGUAAUUGUGUAAAUAAUGUUAAUUGUGAUCUGAACACAACAGCAGUGACUAAUCAUGAAUGCUUAUUAAUAAACAGUAGAUACUGCAGAUUAAAUUACACUAAGGGUUAAGGAUGUGCCUUUACGGAUUGUAAUGUAAUCACAAGCUCUAACAUAUGUAUUUCAGCUUAAGUUGUUGAUGGGUAAAAAUGUAAAUGGUUGAGUGAUAUAAAUUAAUGCACUAAUAAAUAGUGUUCAGAGUUUACAAUAUAAUCUGAUUGCGAAAAUAGUUAUGGUUAUAUUUCAACAACAGUCACAAAAUGUUAUUGGUGUUCACUUUACACAUCUCAAUGUUCAAAUCAUAGUUACUGUAAUUCAAGUAUUAUUGAUUUUAUUUAUUAACUAAUAACUAAUUCAAAUAUCACUAAAACAUGACUUCACCUGAAUCACAUUAAGAUUGCAAUAGUGUAAAUGUCUUAUCAACAAUCUAAUUUACAAUAAGCAACAAAUGCACAGUCAAAUUAUAAAGAUGUUCAGAUUACACAUAUUAAGAAGCUUGUGAAAAAACAAUAGAUGGUCUAGACUGUUAUUGGUAUUCUAAUGUUUGUUUAAAUAUUUGUGAAGCUGCAAUUUAUUUAAUAUCUUCCCAUACAAACUCAUCUUGUCAUAGUUUCAAUGCUUCUUGUAUGCAAUUAAAUAGUUAUGAAUGCAACAUUCUAGAUUGUUAUUCGUUAAUAACGAGUGCUGACUGUGCUAUUUUUACUGAAAAAUGCUUUUGGGAUGGUUCAAUCUGUUAAAGCCUUGGUGAUUGUAGCAAGUAUUCUACAAGUACCUUGUGCUUAAAUAACAUCAAUUCAUAAGGCAUCCCUUGCUUUUGGAAUGAUACUCAAUGUUUAGAAAAAACAUGUUCAAAUAAACCAUCUCCUUCGUAAAAUCAAUCAGAAUGCGAUAGUUGGUUGGUUAAUUGUUAAUGGAAUAUCAAUAAUAAUCAAUGUAUGGAAGAUUGUACAUAAACAAAUAUUUCAAAUAAUACUCAUUAACUAUGUGAAUCCUUUCAUUUAAACUAAAGUUGCACUGUCAAACUAGAUCUGAUUCAAUGUGUAGACCUUCCAUUAUCUUGUCCUUUAGCAAAGAAAACUUAAUGUUAUUUAGACUAAAAUGGGAAUGAAUGCUACUAUUAGUUAUCAUCAGGUCAAUGUGUUAAUUUAACAUGUUCGAACUUACCAAUUUCAUUUCAAAACCAUGAAAAAUGUAACUAAAGUUUAAAAUCUUGUACAGUUAAUGAAACUUUGAAUGGAUGUCAAUAAUUAAAUGAGUGCAGUAAAUAUUCAAUCUAAGAGCAAUGCUAAAUUGAUUCAAAUAAUAUCGAAUGUGAGUGGAUAAUAAGUGAAAAUAAAUGUACCAUUAAGAAAUGUACAACUGCACAAUUAAAAAUCUAUUCAGCACAUAGUUGUCAAUAGUAUUUUGGUGAUUCAUGUACUGUAAAUGCAAACUUUAAUGGAUGUGAAAUUAGUCAAGCAUUAUGUAUGAAAUACACUAAUACUUAAUGCCAAAGUGAAGGGCAAAAGAAUUUAAGUGGAGUAAAUUGUUUCUGGAAUGAGGAUAAAAGUAUUUGUUUAGAAAGGAUUUGUGAGAACGGACCUUCACUUGCCCAAUCUCAUUCUGAUUGUGAAGGGUUCCUUUCUACAUGUUAAAAAGGUGGGUGUCGUACAAAAAAUUGUUUUGAUUACAAUUAUUCUUUGGACUCAGCUUGUGCUUCAAUAUUUGAAGAUAAAAGGUGUGUAACAAAUGGAUAUUAAUGUGUUUUAAGAAAGUCCUGUGAAGAUGUUGCUACAAUUGAUGGAUGUACAUUUGAUAUUAAUUUACAUCCAUGUGUUUGGAUUGAUGAAAAGUGUUAUACUAAAACCUGUUUGACAGCAUAAGUUUAAUUUAUUACACACCAGGAAUGUAAUUCAUAUUUGUCAAUUUGUACUGUUAAAUAAGAUGGAGGAUGUACUUAAAAACAGAAUUGUUCAGAUUACUAAAUUAAAGAAGCUUGCUAAACAGAUAGUGAGAAUUUUGAAUGCAUUUGGGAUAUAAAUCUCCAGAAAUGUUUCUCCAGUUAAUGUGUAAAUUUUUGCGGUGAUGGUAUUGUUACUAGCUAGAAUGAAUAAUGCGAUGAUGGUAAUGAUAUUCCAUAUGAUGGUUGCUAUUAGUGUGAAUUUUAAUGUUCAGAAGGCUGUAUUGAAUGUCUUUUAUCUUAAUGUUAGAAAUGUGAUGAAUAUUAUACAUUGGAUAUUUAAACAACUAAAUGCCUAAAAGAAAAAAACUACUUCGAUGACAAUGAUUUAGACAUUGAGAUUUAAAAAUUAUAGUCUUAUACAAAUUUAAGAUGCGGAGAAAAUCAAAAAUUAAUUGAUCAUUUAUGUGUUAAUUAAUGUGGAAAUGGAGUAUUAAUUAAUCAAUAUGAAGAAUGUGAUGAUGGAAAUAAUUAUGGAGGAGAUGGAUGUUCUACAUAUUGUAAUAUUGAGGAUUCUUACCAAUGUAUAAGUUAGUAAAGCUCAUUAAGUUUAUGUACAUUUAUUAAAGCUCCUGAAUUUAAUUUGAAAAUUGUAUCUGAUAAUAUGAAAUAAAACCAAAUUGUUGAAUUGACUUUUACAGAAUUAGUUAAAAUGAAGGAUUCUCUUAAUUUUGAAUAACUUAUUGUAUUUACAAUUAUUCCAUAAACUAGAUAUCAAUUAACUAUCAGUACAAUUUCAAAUUUAACAACUACCCUAAGCUAUCCUAAAUAUUUGGUUCAAAUUGAAUUUAUUGAACCUACAUAAAACCCUAUUUUACAGGUUGACAUACAUGAAAAUUCUAUAUUUAAUUCCUAUGAACUAGUUUUGUAGAAAAAUUAAAAAACUAUAAAUCUUGAAACCCCUUUUGUCCUCUCGGGAACAACUAAAUAAUAAUUAAUAUCUAUUGUUUAACUAAAUGAUGCCAUGAUGUAUUCCUUAGCUGGAGUAUCAAGUUUGGCUUUGGUAACAGGAAAUCCAAUUAUUUUAUUUAAUUUGUUAGAUUUAUUAUAAUCUUUAUCAUAUUUGAGGUUUAUGUAAUAUAAAUUUCCACCACACUUAUAUGCCUUUUUGAACACUUAUACCAAAAUCUCGUUGUAACCCAUUUUUAAUUAUUUCCAUAUAGAUUAAUUUUUGACAAAUUUAAAUUAAGGAUAAAAAUAGAAUCAAAUAGAUGAAACAUCUUAUCAAGAUACAAUAAAUAUUCUAAAAUAGAUGUAUCUACUUAAUGUAAAAAGUUGCUACUUUUCUGUUUUUGCUUCCAUAUUAGCUUAUAUGACUUGCAAUAUCCUAGUUUCAAAUUUUUUCUUCAAUAUUGUUGAUAAAAUAACUUAUAGAUAUUAAGAUAAUUUAAAAAUCCUAAAGUUAAUAAAUAAGUUUUAAAAAACAAUUUAAAAAAAUUGCUUACUUUUUAAAAUUGAAUACUUCUCACUAGGAGUUUUUAAGGUCUUUCAAGCUAUUCUACAUUAGACCAUCUUUAGUUUAUUGAUAGAAUUUCCAAAUUAUCCUUUUAAUUCUCCAAUCGAAAUUUUCAGCAGCGUUAACGCAGUUUUUGGAUUAUUGUUCUUACUAAAGACAAUUUAUCCAUUUUUUUCAAUUACUUCAACUUAAAUAAAAAAUUAUAAUAAAUGGAAAUAUUUUUUUUAUGAAUCUAAAAGCCCAUUUUGGGCUGCUCAAUAUAAAUCCUUUUAAAUUUUCAGAGUUAUUUUUUUUAUCUUAAUAAUUGUGAAAUUAAUCAAUUAUCCAGAGGCCUAAUCAAUAUUAAUAUCAAUGCAAUCAACUUUUUUUGGGAUUUAUUUGAUUAGGUUUUAACCUUUGAAAUCUAAAUUUGAACUUUCUAAAAUAAUAUUCAAAGAGUUUUUAUUAAUGCUUAUUACAGGAACUUUUUUACUUUACAGUUUUUAAUUUAGCUAAGAUCAUUUAAUUAUUAUAGGUUGGGUUCAUAUAGGUUUAUUUUGUACAAUAUUAGCUUUAAAUUUGUUUUUGGAUUUAUUAUAAUAAAUCCUGAAAGUAUAUAAUAGUUAUUUAAAAUAAAAACAAAAAAAAAUAUUUGAGGAGGAGAGAAAAUAAUAUUUUAAUCAAUUAUAAGAAUUUCCUAUCAAUAACAAUAAUUAUAAGAAAUGA